Messenger RNA from Mya arenaria, 7273 nucleotides. Its product is annotated as ensconsin-like. The coding region runs from base 948 to 3890 and encodes 980 amino acids. Gene Ontology annotation, cellular component: microtubule cytoskeleton. Gene Ontology annotation, biological process: microtubule cytoskeleton organization. The record is from RefSeq and is a predicted model, not a curated record. NCBI's taxonomy places the organism in Eukaryota, Metazoa, Mollusca, Bivalvia, Myida, Myidae. The transcript has 15 exons.
AUUAUGAUUAUGAAAUACCUGUAAUUGAUUACAUUUUGGAUUUUGUUCUCGCAUUUUUGAUUGGAGUUGAUGUUGAAGUUUUGUUUGAUGAUUUUUAUUGACUUAUGUAUAUAUACAUAUGUCCCAUAUGAUGAGAAUGAACAAUGUUAUCUUUCAGUGCACAGUAACCUUGAAUUGCAUAAAGAGGAAUCGUUCUGCUUUCUGUUUAGAUGAGAUUCUUUGUUUCAAAGAGAGUCGAGGGUUAAUUGUUGAGAGAUAACUAAGUGUUUUUCCCCCUGAGGUAGAAUUUCAACUCAAUCUUUUAAUGGAUGGCUAAGGGACACAUGAAGCUUGGAAAUAAAUGAUAAUUGACCAUUGGGCGGCACAGCUUGUUAGCUUUCAGGUGAAUAAAUGGACAGUGCCCAUUAAAACAAUAGUUGUUAAUAGCCUUCUGAAAAGACGUUGUGGACUUUCAUUGCAACCUAGGAACCGCCAAUCUUUUUGAGGUGGAUUUGUGAGGGCUGGUGUUUUACUAGUGUUUCAUGUAAAUGAAGUAGUUGUAGGCUCAUCCAGUGACCUUGCUUUAUGAUUGGGGAAUAUGUUGUUCCAUUAACUUUAUGACAUUCUAUAACAUCACAAAGGCGGAAAUUUGGAUUCAUUUGUAAUAAAACUUGUCAAGAUUGAAUUUAUGAUACUGUGAUGCCAAAAAACAAAGCUAAUUUGGCUGAAAUGAGGUGAUGAGGCCGGGAGAUCAGGAGAUCAAUAUAAUUGGAUAAUGGACCAAUCAUAAAACUCUACGCUUACUUCAAAAAUGGAUUAUUACCGAUUUUUCACUGGCAUCUGAGGAUAAAUAUAGAACACAGGCAGUUCAUUAUCCUGCUAGAAAAGAGAAGGAAAGGGAACGUGAGGACCGAAUACGCCAGGCCCAGCAGAAACUUGCUGAGGAACGGCAACGGAAAAUUGACGAGAUGCGGGAACAGCAGCGACUUGCGCAGGAAAAUCGGGAAAAGCAGUUGGACGCUCGUAGGAGGAAAAUCGAGGAUUUAAAGAGACGGGAAGAGGAACGGAGGAAACAGGUGGAGGAUAGACGAAGGUUGCAGGAGGAGACGGAUAGGGUGAAGAAGGAGGCUAUUCUGAGCAAAGCGAAGGAGCGGUUAACACGUUAUGAGCAGUGGAAGACACAUGGUCGCAAAGGUGGGCGUCGGACAGUCCUUGGCUUUGGAAGCCGGACGCCGCGUGAAGUGUGCUUCACUUUAGACGCCAGGCGCUCCUCCUCCCAGAGCACGCUUAGACGCUCUCCUAACAACUACGAUUUUGAAUCCUAUUUUAACCGCCGUGCGGUGUCGGCAAGCAGUGUAGUACGCCGGCACUGUUGCAUAGAUAUUAACAAACUUACACAGGGGAUUGCGUCCGCCCCACCCACUAGGCACAAAAGCUCCGUGAAUCUCACAUCUGGCGUGAAAAUGCGAGAUCCAAGUAAAACAUCACCACGGAAACCACGGCCAUCAAGUGUGGCCACAUCAAUGCCCAGCUUUGUGAGAGUGGAGACGGAUACCCCAAAAUCGUCCAGAAGUAAAAGUACAGAUAGGGGCCCUAGAGACGGCAGCAAGAGUCGUGGGGUCCCCAGGAAGGAAGAGGACAAGUUUGAUGGAAAGGAGAGGAAGGCUGCAACAUUGCCGCGUCCAUAUGAUAGGAAGAAGAUCGAAGAACGGAGACAGGAAGUGAAGAAGAAGCAGGAGGAACGGAAGGAACUGGCGCGCGAGAAGGAACGUAUGACCAAGUCUGAGGUUCACGAGGAGAGCAAGGACAUGGGCAAGCCUCCACCAAGACUGUCACGCUCCUUCAUCGAGCGUAUGGCCGUUCCCAAGCACCCUUCACAUCCUUCACCUGACAAGAAGGAGCCAGUCAAGGAGUCCACACCUGUCAAGGUAGCUCGAAGGUCAGGCCCUAUCACGGCCCCCGUGGCCACUAAACCUCAGGCAAAAACACCAGUUAGGGAGAAGCAGAAGGCAGGGGUGAAGGACUCUCCAGCCAAGGCGAAGGUGGAGGUGCGAGUGAGGGAUAGUUCCGAGGAUACGUCUGAGACGUCGUCCAGCCCCGCCCCCUCUGGCACGCCUCCCGCUCGUGCCACACCAACCAUACAGGUGGACGAGGUCACAGAGGUGAAGGUAGAGACAGAGGCCCCAACUGAGGAGAGGCCCAAAACUGAGAGCCCAGUUGAGGAGCUUACUCCAGCAGAAGGCCGUGCUACCCCAGAGCCCUCUUCAGAAGUCAAGGUUGAGCCCAAGCCAUCCUCAGUGGAAGCCCGACCUUCACCUAAGCCUGAUGCUAAGGCUGAAGCUAAGCCAAAGACUGACAAGGAGAGAGAGAUGGAAGAGUACAAGGCUAAGCUGGCAGAGAGAAGGAGACUGGCUCGGGAGAAGGCAGAACGAGAGGCCGAGAUUGAACGACUCAAGCAGGAGGAACUAGAGCGUCAAGAAGAAGAGCGUCAGCAGCUUGAGGAAGAGCGACAGAGGAGAGAUGAGGAGGAGUCAUUGAGGCUGGCCGCGGAGGCGAGACAGCUGGAGGAGGAGCGCCUGAGAAAAGCCAUAGAGGCGGAGGACAAGAGGAAGGCAGAGGAGGCAGAGCGAGCAGAUCAGGAGAGACAGGCGAAAGAGGAUGCGGAGCGUAAGUCCCGUGAGGAGGCUGAACGUCACGAGAAGGAAAUGGCGGAGCGGGCAAAGAGGGAAGAGGAGGAGAGGAAUGAGCGCAGAAAGAGGCUUGAGAUGAUCAUGAAGCGAGUGAAGACCGACUCCACCCCCACAUCCACACCGGAGAAGGCCAGGACCGACUCCCCAACAAGGGUGAUCACAGGAUCUUCAAGCCGUACAAGCCUCGUCUCCUCUGAGGAUGAAAGGUCGGCCGACGAUUUGGACAAGGACGAUGGGCUCCUUAAACCUGAAGAGAAAUCAGACGAUACCCCAAAAUUCAAGUCCCCUCUUUUGCAGAAACUUACAGAUAAAAGCGGAGAUUCCAGCACACCCAAAUUCAAAUCUCCUUUACUCCAGAGCAUUAUGGGUAAAACUAAAAUAGGAGCUCGUCUAUCUGGAACAAAGUUAGAUGAAAUGGUUAAAAGUACUGAUAGUUUAAGUGAAUCUAAGAGUACAGAAUACUUGUCAGAGAAAGAGUUCGCAGAGAAAGAUCAAGAUGAUCUAGAAAAAGAUGAAGACACGAGUGAGAAGGAUAUUGUCACUAACGGUGUGCAUGAAACAGAAAUAUGUGAUAGUGGGGACAGAAUCCUGGAAGACAUAGGUUCGGUCACACGCUCAGAUGUUAUAUCUCAAGACUCUGUUGUGAUAAGUGAGGAAGAGGACAAUGAGGAACCGAAACCUCUCAUUUGUGACAGUAUGACAACUAGUGUUCUGAUGAAAGGCGGAAUUACAGACUCUCAGUUGUUGAUAGGGUCGACCGCUGAUAGUGCUGUGUCAAUGUCCUUUACCACAAACGGGGUGACCACCUCACAAAAUGGGGACUUACAUCAAGAGCAUACAGAUUUUAUAUCUUCAAAGGAUUUCGUGGAUUCAAGUAUCAGUGUACGGACUGUAGAUUCUCCGGAGAGCCCUGAACAAGGCGGGUCACGUAUUGGCGUCACAUUGGUAGACACCCAGAUUACCCCACCCACCCCUGACAGCUCUCCUUUUGAGGAGAUUAUAGACCUUUCUGGCCUCCCUGCCAAGCCAGUGAAGAGCGCCGGCCCACUUGGAGACAGUAUAGUAACGCUCCAUGAGGAAGGAAGCAGUGUGAACAAUUUUGAUGGUGUUGAUAAUGGACAUGUGUCAGUUUCUGGGGACACAACUGUUCCUCUGAACAAACCUUUCAUUGCAUUCGAGGAGAAUGCAACAAGACAGGAUGUCCCAGACCUCCUGUCAUGAAGAUACAACAGACGUUAACGCAUCCAUGGUUACUGCAGAUCUUUCAUCCAAUCAGCACACAGAUUCCGUUGUCAUGGACAACAAACAAGACGCAAUAGGCGCGUCUCAACAUUCACCAUUACUUAAUGAUUUCCACAAGCACGGAAACAUAAACUUUAAAUAUGUCUCUGUGGGAAAUCAAUUAAAUUUAAAAACAACCAGACAAAAUAAUGGUGUCAAUGUUAAUGGACCCAGUCGACUGAAGUAUGACACCUUGAGUCAGAAAUUUGGGGAGGAAGACGCAGAAAUGGAGGAGAGGGUUGUCUCCCUUUGGCACGAUGCGGAGGGAAUUAUGGGACAGAAGUUUGAUGAGACUUGUAAAGUUCUGGAGGUUUAUGGGAUAGGUGAGAGUGAACAGGAUAGUGAUACCGAGGAGGGACAACUGUGGAGGAUGAUUCAGGGAGAUGCACCUUACACGCUUAACCUUGUAUGACAUAGGUUUAUCUAGUUUAUAAAAAGGAGCAUGACUAUUAUGUUAAUUAUAAAAUGAAGCAAAAAUCUUCUACCUGUGUCGGUGUAAAAGAGACAAGGAAGUUUUAUUUGUUCUGUUUUUUUUGUAACAUUACGUGUCCAAUAUUACCUCUGAGGCAAUAGAGCAAAACAAAUUAUUGUACCUCUUUCUGAAAAUUGAAAUGGAACAUUUGCUUGAUUUUAAGAGUUUUAAGCUACCCAGUAAUUUCAAGUAACGAUUUUUUUAUAUCCAGUUUAUAACAAUUAACACUGUUAUGUGCCAGUAGAAUGGAAUGAAAUGUUUUCAUUGUUUUAUAGAGGUGUCAAAUGUCUGGUGAAAGGCAGCGUAACCCAUUAUUUAACCGUGUGCAAUAACUUGUUGAGUGGAAUUGUUACGUUUAUACUUUUGAUACUUAAGUGGUUUUGUUUAAGAAUUUUUUUGUAAUAUGGCAGUAGGCUUUUUUUUGUGCAUUUAUGAAUGUGAAUUAAUUCCCAAAUUUUUUGGUGCUCAUAUUGCUAACUAAUUGGUAACCAUCAUCACAAGGGUAAAACAAUGUCAGGGUGCUCUCCCUUGAAUCACAGUUGCUUCCCUUUUAGAAUGUGUCAAAAUUACCUCCCCUAGAUAAUGUUGUGUUCGAUUUAUAUUCUGUGAUCUUCUGAGUGAUAUAUAGAGGUUUCUUGGUGAAAUCUUACUGGUUGUUUUACUCGAACUUUGUGCUGAUCUGCCAUUGUUGUCAUUGUUGAAUGUCUGAAAUAUUUGUUUGCUGUGCUGGUGUGAGAAAGAAAAAUAUCGAUUAGAUUUUAACCUAUAUUUCCAGCAAAUGAAAAGGUCUAUUGCACGGUACUGAAAACCUGUGUACCAUUAAAUUUGCAUUCUUUAGACAUGGUGUCACAAUUAGACUGCCAGCCAGCUGAAAACAUUUAUAGAAGUUGAAAUCAUGUUCUUCCUUUUCUUUUAAAGGCCUGGAUAUGGACUCGUCUUAAAUUACCACAUCAUAGAACUGAGCAGCUAUUUCAGACAUACAACAGUGACUUGUAUUUGUUGUAGUUUUAUAUUUUGUCUUGUUACUGGUCAAGGAAUUAUUGAGUGUUUUGUUAUAAAUGUGUAAAUUAUUGUUUGAGAGAUAGAGAGGUAACAAAUAGGCAUUGUAACCCUUGACAGUUUCAUGAUUGCUGCUCAAGACAUCAUGAAAUGUGUUUACUUUAAGGAACUAAAUUAAUGAAUUACCAUACACAAAUUAAGAUUUUUAUAUGCAUUUUUUUUUUAACAGAUUAUUUGACAAAAUAGUUUGAUACAAAGGAUUUUAAAAUAUUUUAUUCCAUUUAACGGCAAUGUAAUGCAGAGUUUUGUAAUGCUAUGAAUAUAGAUGCUCAAAGUUUCAUUAUUUUGUCACUUGAUUGUUUUUUUCGUCAAUAUUUCGGCUCAGAAUUUAUGUAUGGGUCCAUUAAAAGAUUGCUUAAUUUUUGGAUGAAAGAAUUACUGUUAUUGUUAUCAAAGACUUAUGUUAACGGUUUAAGGCGUUGGAUUUGAUGAACUAAUUAAGUCGUCUUGGUAACAGGUGAUUCAGUUGCAGUAUUUUCGAUGAAAAUAAUCAUUUCAAGUUUGUCUGGAUCUUUCCUCCUAAGUUUGGUUAGUUUUGGGCUUGCUGGCUGGUAACCAGACUGUUUCGUUGUCAACCUUUUCUCAGUCUUCUAGUAAUUAAAGCGUUAAGUUUUCUUUUAUCUUCUCUUUGUGGUGGUAGACUUUAUAAAAUUUGGAACACAUGAACCUUAUUGAAUCAAAAGAAAUCUUAUUAUUUACUCCUCAUUGAUCAAGUUUUUCUUCCUUUUGCCAUUUCUGUUGAUAAAUCUAUAGUAUCCAUCCCAUUUUUGUUGUAGAUUUCCUGACAUAUCAGGGGUGUGAUUUGUCCAUGGAUUCGCGGAAAGGUUUCAGCCCUCCAGCUGCCAGGUCUAUCACAUCCCUGUAUAUUCUUUUGUAGGCUUUUUUCUGUUGCCCUGUUGACAUAUUUCGUACAAGGAGGAAAGACUGUGCAGGCAAACUUUGUAUUUAUUAUUAUUGAAUUGUUAAAUUCAAAACAUGUUUGUAGAAUGGAGCUGGAACUUCAUUAUGGGGAAGUAAAGAUUAAUCAAAUGUUAAAAACCUCCAUGCAAAACAACUUGGCUGCAAAGCUGAUAAAAAUUGGUAGCAAAUUGGUUUAAAAACUCAACAGAGCUUCUGUUUUAUGUUAUAUAUGUAUUGCCAACUUGAAAUAAAUAUGAUUUUAUUUUAAAUCAGAUCUUAAAGGCAUACAACUAUUUUUUCUGUGAGUCUAACAUAUAUGUUUAUAUGUAAAAAUGGUUUAAUAUUUCACACAAGUUCCGAUGAGUUAACAACUUCAUAAUAGGAAGAUUUUUGUCCACCUUAGUGAUAAAGUGAGGCAGCUUUUAUUCUGGAAAGUUUGUCCUACACUUGUAAUAUUUUCAUUUUUUUUAUCUAUAUUCAAAGAUUCACAGAAAGUUUAAUAAAUUUUACCAAGACUCUGAUCCUAUUUACAUAUUUAACAGGUGUUCCCAGGCUGUGUCAAGACUUUGUCAUAAUCUGUCACAUUCCUGUAUAAAUUACUUUGUAACCUUAAACCUACAACAUGUAGAUACAAUGGAAUAUUAAUAUAUAAUGUAUAUUCAAUUUAUUAAGUAGAUUGAGAAUUUUUACUAUUAUAAUAUUUGUCAAUGUUGUGCUUUUUACAGGAGGUAAAAUUGUAUAAGAUAUACAUGGAUGUGCUUUACAGAGCACCAAUUAAAAGUGCUUUUGAUAGUACUAUGAAAUAAUACAAGUGUGAUUAUGUUAUUGAUGCACAUUGUGACUUUGCGAUAUAUGUAUACCUAUUGUUUCAGUAAAGUGGAAUAAUACACUG